Molecule: messenger RNA, 1029 nt
Organism: Dibothriocephalus latus
Lineage: Eukaryota; Metazoa; Platyhelminthes; Cestoda; Diphyllobothriidea; Diphyllobothriidae
Source: the annotation of a GenBank genome assembly
AUGGCGGGUGUAGUUUUGGAAACUCUCAAUUCUAAAAAGCUCAUCGCGUUCGGAAUCGGACUCCUGCUUGCCCAAACUGCCUUCUUUCUCAUUGGUGGGCUCAUUGCGCCUGCUCCAAUGACUACGGAACAAAUUUUAAUGUCAAAAUGCAUCGACAGGGAAACAACGCCUGGUAAUCAAGAUAAGUGGCUGUACUUGCGACCAGCUGAAAACGCCAGCUGCAAGAAGUUUCUUCCUGACUCCUAUCUAUCCGAUGAAAUGCCGCCCGAUGUUACGGCUGACCGAAUAGUCUUUGUCGCUCAAUUUCCGCAUCAACGCGACGGAUACGACCUAAAGAUGACUCGUUGGUUCCAGCAACUUUUAGCAGUUAUGAUGUUAGAUAUUAAAUAUCAUCAGAAGUCGCAGAUGAAGGACGAUGCCCUCCUUACAUUUGACAUUCGUCUCGGCUACCGAAAUCGCGAUGACGCUAGCGACGACUGGAAGGAAAUUGCUCACUCUCGUGAGACACGUCCCCUCUCCUGUAAAGCUGACGCCGCGGCUACGAAGCAGGCCAGUGAGUCAGACUCCAUAGAGGAUGGAUACUACUAUGAUUGCGAGGUCUUACCACUGUUUAGUCUGGGAAGUUGCCAUCAUGACUAUUAUCUGGUCAAUGUGCGGAUACCUGUGGACUUGAAGGCCAAUAUCAACACUGGCAUUGGUAUGCUUCAAGAUGUCUGGAUGGUUGAAAUCCACCAGAACGGUGGAUUUACAAAGGUUUGGUUCGCUCUGAAAACCUUCUUCUUCCCUCUCGCCCUGGCUGCCCUCGUAUUUUUCUGGAGACGAGUGGUCGAACUCCAACGUCCGCCUAGUCUGAUGGAGCGAACCAUUUUCGCACUCGGAAUUAUGCUGUCUCUCUUCAACUUCCCUAUCGAAUGGCUUUCUCUGAGGUUACUUCCUAAAGAAGUCGAAUGCAAUACCUUUUUAAUGCUCUAUUUUUCUAUAUUACGGGAGUUUUCCUUAUGCCUUUGCCGGCACAAUAUACAAAAGUGA